Molecule: messenger RNA, 1874 nt
Organism: Drosophila grimshawi
Lineage: Eukaryota; Metazoa; Arthropoda; Insecta; Diptera; Drosophilidae
Gene: Pdss2
Product: all trans-polyprenyl-diphosphate synthase PDSS2
Exons: 3
Coding region: 330-1667 (445 amino acids)
Biological process (GO): ubiquinone biosynthetic process; isoprenoid biosynthetic process
Cellular component (GO): mitochondrion; transferase complex
Molecular function (GO): prenyltransferase activity
Source: RefSeq, a predicted model, not a curated record
UCGAUGGUGCGGCGACGUCAGGUGGCAGGUGGCAGGCUGCGUACUCGACUGAAAACCCGUUUGCCAGUCAAGAGCAAACAAACAGAACGGUUUAUUGGCUUUGGCGGCGCGUCGCCAACUGUAAAAGUGGGCCGACAGCGCCGAAACAAAGUCCGAGUUGAAAUUUCACUUUUCAAAACAGUUGACGAAACGCGGAGCAGCGGCAACAACAGCCACGGACGGGGCAAGCUCAGAGCAGAGAGAUUAAUUCAUUCAUUCAGCAGCAGCAGCGAUUUAGCAGCCUUCUUUAAUUGUUACCUUUAAUUGUGUGUAAUUUCGUAGCUGCAAAGAUGCAAAGAGCAAGCGUGCAAUUGAUUAUGCAACAGUUCUCGCGACAGAUGCGUCGGAUGCCCAGGCCACAGUUGCCACAACAGGCCACACCUGCUGCUUCACAACUGCUACCAACUUUCACUCAACAUCGUGCGACGGCUACGUCAACGGUGAGCAGCAAACAGGCAACGCCGCCGCCGCGUCACGACUGGAAUCGUGCGGUGAGCGAAGCGGAACGCAUUGUUGGCUAUCCCACCUCGUUUCUCAGUCUGCGCUGGCUGCUCAGCGAUGAGAUUGCCAAUGUGGCGCUGCACCUGCGCAAACUGGUGGGCAGUGCGCAUCCCCUAAUGAAGACAGCCAAACAUCUGCUUUACAAUGGCAAGAAUACGAUGCAAGCCUGGGGUCUGAUUGUGUUGCUGGUGUCCAAGGCAGCUGGACAUGCUGCAAGCAUACCCGAUGCGGAGCAGGAUAAAAGUGCUGGAGUCCUACACUCGCAACGCGCACUCGCCGAAGUCACCGAAAUGAUCAGAAUAUCGCAUCUGGUACACAAUAGCGUUGUCAAUUUGCAGUCGAGCACGGAUGCUGGUCAGGAUGUGAAUACCUAUGAUGAUAUGUCAUUUGGCAAUAAAAUUGGCCUGCUUACUGGUGACUAUUUGCUGGGUCAUUCGAGCGCCGAGCUGGCGAAUCUGCGCAACCAGGAGGUCGUCGAGCUAAUCUCAUCGGCUGUGCGCGAUUUCUCCGAAUCGGAAUUCAUUGGGGAACGCGACGAGCAGAACAAUCCGUUGCCGUUUAAGCCCGGCACAUUUCAGAGACCGUCGCUAAGCGUUGGCGUUGACUUCAAUGAGCACGAUGUGAUGACGCCCAUGCCCAUCGCCCAGGUGCUGGGCAAUCCGGAGCAGGAAUGGGAGUGUCGCAACAUUCUCAACGCUGGCAGUCUACUCGGCAAAUCGUGCCAAGCCUCGCUCAAGCUGGCCGGCCAGAGCGAGGAGAUGCAACGGCAUGCGUACCGAUUUGGCAAACAUUUGGCGCUCGCCUGGCAGGCUUGUCUCGAUGCCGAGAGUUUCCAGUGUCCGACGCUGCCGCUGGAUGUCACCUUCAGCUUGGUCAGUGCACCAGUGCUCUUCCAUCUCGAACAUGAUCCCAAUCUGUAUGCGCUGCUCGAGCCGGGCAAGAAAUCGGUGGAGCUCAUUGACUACGAUCGGAUUCACAAGGCUAUCGUGGCGGGCCCGGCGCUGGCCAAGACGAAAGCUUUGCAGACGAAGCACACCGCAGCCGCCUUGAAUGUCCUCCAGCAUUUUCCGGCCACAGAUGCUAGGCAGGCACUAGAGAACAUUAUCCUGGCCAUGCAGGACUUGUGAAAUAGGACACACAAAAAAACACUAAAAUUGGGUUAAGGGUUAUUUAGCAUAGUUGAGAUUUGGUUCUGGAUGGGAUUCCUACUGGAUUAGUUUUUAAAUAUAAUCUGGGAAUUUAUGUGUUCAUGGAAUACUUAUUGUUUGGUAUCAUUUUUGAUAUUUACACAUUUUAUACAGAAACUAUUAAAUCGAACAAUUCUUAUUUAUAAA